AUGGCACAGCAAAAGCCUGAACCAGUAGCCAAGUUCAAAGUAGGUUUUCUCUUCAUUUCAGUGUUUCAACUAAAAUUUGGCAUUUCUGCACAAUGUCUUGAGUUUAGUACACGAGGGUACCUCUAUAUCAUUUGGUAGUACUGAACAUUCAUAUUUUAUAUUUCUGUUUAGCUCGUUCUUGUCGGUGAUGGUGGUACUGGAAAGACAACCUUUGUCAAACGUCACUUGACUGGAGAAUUUGAAAAAAAAUAUGUUGGUGAGUAACCUACGUGAUCAUAACUUCAUUUCGCAAUUUUCGUAUCAGGGACACCGUUUGCCUAAAUUUAACCCAAAACCACGUUUCUACAGAUAUCUCAUUCAUUUUUACGUUAAGGAGUAUUAACUGCAAACCUAUCAGUACAAUUUGAUACUAUAUUUUUUUCUGCUUAAGCUAGGAAUUUAGUCUUGAAUUAGUUCCUAAACAUCACACACGUAAAAUAUUUGAACUGUUGAGAGUUCGCGCGCUUUUUUUGAUUAAUUCUGCAAAUCAAUUACUCACGCUUUCCAUUAACUUUCCAAUUUGGAAGCGGUAAAAAGCUACUCUGAGUACAAACACAAGGGACAUUUUCCCCGGAAGACAUUUUUUGAAGUUUAUGUGCUUCUUAAAGUAUGAAAAUUAAACAGAAUUUUGCCCAAGCCUGAGAGAUUAAGGAAAAAAAAAACAUAUUUUAGUAUUUGCCUAAAUUAUGCUAAAUUAUUUUUGGAUAAAGGCUCUGCUGGACACAGCACAAUUUCAAGAUGACUGCCCAUGUGUUGCCAGUGUUACCGUGGAAGUGAUUAACACGAUAACGAAAAUUCAAUUCUGCAGAGCACCAAUGGUGCUGUGAACUUUGGAGUAACAUUUUUUGAAGAAAGAUAUGAAUUUGUUGCUGAUUGAAUUAAAUGUACCUAUCAAAUUAUAGCAGAAACUGGCUCCUUAUCUGGAUGCAGAUAAUCAAGACAAUUAAAACAGAAUGGUUUCUAUGUCAGAACAAUUAUAUAUGACAGAAUUCGAAAGCACCUAAGCUAUUAUCAUAAAUUUGUCUCUGGGAUUAUUCAACAAUGUUCACUUUUCCUUCAGCAAAUAAUUGUUUAAUAUACUAUACAGGUGAAUAGUACCUUUGCAGGCACUGAUUGGCUAGUUUGAAAGGGAUUAGCAAGUACUAUUCACCUCCCAGCAGCAGAAUAGACGAAAUCGUGGCAAGAGUUUCAUUUCUGAUCAUUUUUUCGGCAGAAAUGAAUAUUUUAGUAAAGGGUAUGUGCUAAAACAAUAAUUUACCCUACUGUCGAUGAAAGUGGUGGAUAUGUAACUCUGCAAUUUGCAGUUUGGUAAAUAUCCACCAUUUAUCACCUCCACCUUGGCAAGUAACUGUUAAUUAUUAAUGCAGGAAUGUUCAUGAUUUCCUUGUAAAAUUAUUCAUGUGUGGGUAUCAUUGGAAUGUUUGGUUGCUCAUUGGUAAAUGUUCCACUGAAAUGGGACUUAAUAAUCCUUCUUCAGUGGAAGUCAAAGGUAUGGUGCAAGCUGACGGUAAAGGAAGAAUCUUUUUGACAGGGACAUGUUGUAGAUAAGUUAGAAUUUUUCAGAAGCUGCCACAAGUGGAAGUUUAUUACACUGCAUUUCAUUCUGAAAACAGCUUUGACCAAAAUGCAAAUGCCAUAGGGGAUCUGAAUUGAUAAAAUUUACAUAUUUUAAAAAAAUGUCUAAUGGUUGAUUGAAAAAUUCUAGUGCAACUUUCCUUUGACCUGAGGAAUCGUUUUGUGAUAACCUAUUAACAAUGAUGUCCAUGGCAGCUUGAAAGUGAAUUAGAACCAAAAUGGGGGGUUUGAGGGGUUAAUUGUUCUCACAGUUAGUUUGUUUCUGUAUCCAGCAACACUAGGAGUUGAGGUACAUCCACUGGUGUUCUACACAAACCGAGGAGCUAUCCAGUUUAAUUGCUGGGAUACUGCUGGUCAAGAAAAGUUCGGUGGUCUCCGUGACGGCUACUAUAUCCAGGGCCAGUGUGCAAUCAUCAUGUUUGACGUUACAUCACGAGUAACAUACAAGAAUGUGCCAAGCUGGCACAGAGAUCUUGUUAGAGUGUGUGAAAACAUCCCUAUUGUGCUUUGUGGAAACAAAGUUGACAUAAAAGAUCGUAAAGUCAAGGCCAAGUCAAUAACAUUUCACAGAAAGAAGAACUUACAGGUACUGUUACCUGCAAACUUUCUAAGAAAUAAUCAUAUUUUAAGAAACAAGGAAGCAAAAAAGAGUAGCAUUUUGUCUGAAAAAAAAAUGUUAUAAGUUUGUUUUCAGUUCAAUCCAAAAAGCAGAAAAGAAUGCAAAAUUAACAAUUUUUGAAUCCUUUGAAAUAUCUUCAAAGCAUGGUUACCUUAAUGUGCAACUGAUCAAACAUAGGAAACAAGCAUUGCAAACAUUUUGCAAGCAAAAUUAGUCUAGUAAGAAAAUGAAAAGGGCCAACCAUUAGUCUUGGUCAGCCUUAUUUCCAGUCCAUUUGGCAAAAACAGAGAUUUAUAGAAUUAUAUCUCCUCAUGUUUAAGACCAAACUAAAGUUAUUAUGGAGUAAAAGUCCUUGUAUUCUUCCAGCCAUGCUCAGUAGGGUGAAGUCAGUAGUUUGAAAUGACCUCUGCCCUACAUUAAAUCGAACUGAGAAAGAAUUGUGGGGGGCCUAAAUAGCAUGAUUCUUAUUUAACAGUUCAGUUGAGCCUAAAGGCUUUUCUGAACGAUAUCACCAUGUUACACAGAUAAUAUACUAUUAUUUAAAAUCUGCAAACUCUUAAAGCAGGAUUUUGUGAUUAAGAGUCUUACACCAGUCUGUGUAGAAUGCUUUGUCAGCAAUAUUAUCUUAUCUUUAUUUCCUUACAGUACUAUGAUAUAAGCGCCAAGAGUAACUACAACUUUGAGAAGCCAUUCUUGUGGUUAGCACGAAAACUUGUAGGUGAUCCAAAUCUAGAGUUUGUGGAGAUGCCUGCUCUUGAACCACCAGAGGUCCAAGUUGAUGUAACACUAAUGCAACACUAUGAGCAGGAGCUUGCUGAUGCCCAACAAACAGCUUUGCCAGAAGAUGAUGAUAAUGAUAUAUAA
Pocillopora meandrina is the source of this 3097-nucleotide messenger RNA. The record is from the annotation of a GenBank genome assembly. NCBI's taxonomy places the organism in Eukaryota, Metazoa, Cnidaria, Anthozoa, Scleractinia, Pocilloporidae.